UCUAGAAUCUACGCCAUGCUAGGCCUAGUCUAGCUAUCUAGAAUCUAGAUCUAGAAUCUAGAUCUAGAUCUAGAAUACAUCUAGAUCUAGUCAUCUAGAUUUUAGAUGUAGAUCUACUAGUCUAGAUCUAGAUCUAGAAAAUCUAGAUCUAGAUUAGAUCUUGUACUAGAAGAUCUAGAUUCUAGAUCUAGAUUAGUAUGCUACGGCUUUUUAAUAAUAAUAUGUUUAAUUAAUUAGUAAUUAGAGGAGUUUACACUUUUCGGACACACACCAAAAAUUACGUAGGAGCGAACACUUCGUCGGUUUUUGCUCAUAGAAACUUUAAUUAGCAUGUCUCACGCGAAACCACGGCGCCUGCACAUAAACUGUUCAUUUAUGAACACUUCCGUGUCAAGUACUUCCGUUUCCUUUCUCAAGAAUUAUUUUUAGAAAUUUUUUAACGUUGCAUGGUACGCACAUUUCUAUUUUUACACCAGCCGGAUGAAGUGACCUAGGGUUGGACUUAGGGGCAAAACUUGAACCAAUCAAUGCUUAGCUAAAAGGUUACACUAUAAAUAGCUUCUAUAUAUGUAUGGAACAUCGUAAAUGUCAAGGUUAAUGGGUUUUUUUUGUGCUUGAACAAUAAAAAAGGGGUGUUCGCUAACUUAUUUGGCCUUACAUGGGACCGGACAGCAACACAAAAAUAUUAAAUAAGAAUUUAGAGCAUAAAAGGGGCUGGUUAUUGAAGGGAAAGGGUCAAAAUAAGGUCAAGAAGGCAUUGGAAUGCGAAAGAGGAGGGGGAAUCAUGUGACCUGGCUGGCUUAGCAGCGUACUGCGCGAGCCGCAAUGGCUGAAUGGGAUGAACUUUGGGAGUGUGGGAAAAAGGUUUUAUACUAUUAAAAUUACCUCACAAACAAUCAAUAACACAAUAUAAAUGCAUAUAAUAUAUGUUUUUAUUCAUUAAAUUGACUUUAAAUUAUUCUAAAUGAACAAAAAGUGCUAUGUCCGAUGACGGGUAAAGGUGUCCGAACACAUGUAAAACUGUAUUACAUGUGUUCGAACACACGUUAAGACCCCCCAGUCACUAUAACAAGAAUAGCUUAAGUUCUAUGCGUAUGAAUACAAAAUGACACACACAUUAUUAAAGUAGAAUGGUUGCGGAUAGAUAUGAUACUUUUUUUUGUUUUCUAUGUUAAGCGGUUACUGAAUGAGACCGCAUGGAAUUUUUACGUUGCGUUUUUUCGCUAUGUGUGUCCGAAAAGUGUAAGCUCCUCUACUAAUUAGGCCUAAUUAUUAAAUAAAUAUUAAAUAAUUUUUAAUAUAAAAAUACUAGAGAUCUAGAUCUAGUCUAGAUCUAGAUCUAGCUAUUACUUAGAUAUCUAGAUCUAGAAAUCUAGAUCUAUUGAAAAUCUAUUCAACUAUUUUAAUUUGACAUUUUUAGUUAAGACUUAAUUAAGAUAAACUUAUUAAUUUAUUAAAACUUAAUUCUUAAAACUAGAUUUCCAACUAGAUUCUAGAAUCUAGAUCUUUAGAUUUUAUAGAGAAUAAAAAUAAAGUAUUUAGAUCUAGAUCUAUCUAGAUCUAUUAAAAGUUAAAAGUAGUUAGAAUCUAAUCUAGAUCUAGAAUCUAGUUAGUUAGCUAAGGAACUUAGCACUAGAUUUCUAAAUAAUAAAUAAUAUUACUUAAUACUAGAUCUAGAUCUAUAAUCUAUACUAUAGUUAUAGGCAUAGGGGAGGCCCUAUCGCCUAUCAGUAUUAAAUUAUCUAUUAAGUUGAUCUUGACUAGAUUGACUUAAUUAAAGAUCAUCUGUUAAAAAAUUAUCAGACAAUUAUUUUGUAGGCCAAUAUGUGAAAGUUCUAGAUCUAGAUCUAUAUUAAUUUAAUUUUAAUAGUUAAUACUUCUUAAAUUACUAGAUCUGUACAAAUUAAUACAUUUUAUUUAGUAUAAUUUAGGCUAUGGUACUGAUGAAUACUUCAAGUUAAAUCAGCUGAUCAUACACUAUUCUCAACGACACUGUCGUUGAGACGCAUGGGGUGGUUAAAUUAUUAUUAUGAAUUAGAACCUAGUUAGAGGUAAUUAGUAAAUUACUAAUUAAUUAGUAAAUUACUAAUUUGACUUAGGAUAACUUAUGUUGGUCUAAUAACUAGUAGAUUCAAAUUUAAUAGCAGUAUAUAGAUCUAGGCUUAGAAUAAUAUUGUAAAAUAAUAAGUAUGCUUAAUUUUUAAAGUUGUCAUAUUAAUUUUAGUUUUAGUAGGCCUAUGUAUGUAGACUGUAGAUUUAGAUGUAGUAGCUUAGUAGUAGUCUAGUAGGCCUGUGAUAGCACAGGCAGUUAGUAUUAGUAAUUAGUAUGUAAGUUUUACAAAUUCAACUACUAUAACUAGGCUUAAUAAGGCUACAAUUUUAAACUGUGUAAAGUAACAUUACAUGCUAGCCACCUCAAGAAUUAGUUGAAAAUUGAUAUUCAAACUAGGCUACCAAAACUAUCAUCAAUCCAUACACCUAGUAGAAUAAAUAUUAGGAUAAUUAUAUUGAUUUGAUUAGUAAGUAAAUCCAUCUAUUCUAUGACAAUUGACACCUUUUGGCUUAAUUAACUAUUCUGCAUAAGUUCAAAAGAUCACUACAGGAGACUAAAAAUAGACUCAGCCAUAUAUUAAUUAAGUAGAACUAAAAUAAGACAGCUCUUCACCACAAUGUCUUCUUCUGGACCGCCUUUGCCAGAUCCACUAGAUCUACCUCCUCUUGACAGACAAAAUUUAAAUUACCCCAUUGAGACACAAGGGACUUCAAGACAAGAUGAAGCUCUUAAGUUUUGGGCAGUGUUACAAGAAUGUGAUAUUGAAAGCUUUUACAAAAGAGCUCUACCUGCAUCAGUUGGUGCCAUGGCUGCUACCUUCUUGAUGGUGAAAAGUGGAAGAUGGUCUGCACAUCCAAAAUAUGGAUCUCUAUUUAAAGUCAUUAAUGCUGGUUUUGUUGGCCAUUUUAUUGGUAAAGUGUCGUACCUGCCUGAAUGUCAGCAGAAAAUUCUUACUAAAUUGCCAAACUCCGACUUGGCAGCUCGUAUCAGGAAGUCAAAGGGUUUGCCAGACCCAGAACAACAGUAAAGAUUAUGAUAAUUAUUAAUAAUGAUCAUUUGAAUGAUUAAUUAAAAUAUUUCCAAAUAAGGAUUCUAAUUAUAAUAGUUGAAUACUGGAUAAAAAUUUUUUUUUUUUAUUUAACCCUUUCCCCGGCGACUGGGUGUAAUCGACCCGAAGUCGCUAUAUUUUUGCUCAUAUCUCGAGUCUCGUUUUAUAAAUUUUUCUGGGCCUCAUUCCCAUCUAUAAGGUGGUUGGGAUGAACACAUUGGAGGUUGUUAAUUUUAAAAAUAUGCGUAAAAAAUUUUUUUAUGAGGGUUUGAAAUUUUUUUAUACGGUCCCUGGCAACUGGGUGCUACACACCCGUACACAAUUUUGAAUGGAAAAAAUAUUUAUAACUUAUAAACUGGCUUCUAACAAUUUGUUUUUACUCAUUGUGGGUUAAGUCAUUGUGUUACAUUUUCAAAGUUUAACUAUAAAUUAACAAUCUGAAGGUAUUUGAGUAACAAAAAUAUCAAACAUGAUUGAAGUAAUCAACUUUAGUAACAAAAUAAUAGAACAUUAACAUGUUUUAAUAAUUUGCACCUCAGAGAGCACAGUUGUUAGUCAAAAUUAAAAUAACUGGACAUUUCCUUUUGCUGGCAGGGAACUUUAGUUUUUUUUUAUAAUAUAUGGGCACCCUUUUAGUGGUGUUACAUGAGUCACAGGUCCAAAAUAUUUUAAUUCCAUACUUAUCGGAGUUGCUUGGUAUGUAUUGGAUAAACCUACACCCACCUAUAAAAUCAACCACUUGCUAAUUAGUAAUGAUCUCUCCAGAAACAUAACACCUUUCUAAAUUUGAAUGGAAUAUCUACCAUAAUGGGAGCAAAUAUACAAUGAGCCUGAUGGACUGUUAGUUAUUGUUGUGAAAGUGAAUAUGACCCAGAAGGUUGCUGAAUCUCUUCAUAGAAAAUUCUGCCUUCAAAAACUUCCAUAAGCAGAACUGAAUUGACAUACAACUAAAUUGUUAUUCUGCAGAGUGCCAGUGUCUCCUCUUGCUUUCUCUCCAUCCCUGCUAAUACUGUCAAAUAUUGGUUGUAUUAUUUUUAGUAUUCGUGUACAGAAGAAAUAUUUUGAGUCAGGCUGUUUAUAUUUUUCCUGGGAUAGCACUUUAGGCAGUGGUCUAGUGUACUGUUACUUUGUCUUUCCUGAAAAUAUUUCUUUUUCUUCACUUUGCACCAGCCGUUUCAUUUCAUUAUGAGUGCCAACUGGUGACACAUUAUUGAUAGUUGAAAUGCAGUAUAUUGGGUAGACCUCGUCAUCAGAGCUGCUUGAUACUGAUGGCUGCCAUUGUUCAUCUUCUAACUCUGAUACUGAUGGCUGCCAUUCUUCAUCUUCUACCUCUGAUACUGAUGGCUGCCAUUCUUCUUCAUCUACCUCUGAUACUAAUAGUUCAGACUCAAAACUUGUUGGUCAUUUUCACCUGCUAUACUAAAACUGGCAAAUAUAUUCCUUUAUCAUUAGCACUUGAGUUUAGACAAAAGCGUUCAAGACUUGUUUCUGUUGUGUUCUCAAUAGCGUUUGUGACUAUUUAUAAACCUUACUCUCAGGGUCACAACCUGUAGAACACCCACCCCACUCCCAGUUUGAUCAAUUAAUUGCCCAGUAUUAACUUUCAGCAGCAUUACAAAGUUGUUUUGCCUUUUUGUCCUCAUUUGUACUCCUAAUGAGGUUAAUGUCAAGUUACUCUAAAAGGCUCAAUGUCUCUACCUACAUUCCAGAGCUCCCUAAAAGAGUACAAAUCACUAUAUAUGUCCUCCCACAGGCAAUCUUACCCCUGCAUUUCAUUAACCUAUUGUAACUCUAAACUACAGUUCUGUCUGUAACUGCAAGUCAGAGCUCCAGCAAAGAGUAUAAAUCACUACAUGUGUCCACCCACAGGUUAACUCUUGCUUGAGAAUCCCAUCAACCUGUAGUUUCAUAUUACAGCUCUCCCAUUGACAACAACAUGUCUUGUGUUCCCCAUGGCAUCUGUGCCCUGAAUACCUCAACUGUGUCAGUAUUGUUACCCACCCCACAAUGAACAAAGAAAAGAAUUUACUAUAAGAAAGUCUCUGGGUGUGAUCCACCCAGUUGCCGGGGACAGGGUACCAAAUAUGUUGCCGGGGAAAGGGUUAAAUAAUCUUACAGGGGAGACACAUGGGAGGAGGGUGCAGGUAGAAGUAACAACAGGCAUUCUAAGCUAGAAGAGUAUAAACCUGUGGCUGGUCUAGAUGACAGAUUUCGUCCCAGUGUCGAUAGAGAUGUAAAGGAGCCAGAUGUAUCUCCACAAGAGAAGAACACUAAUACUUAUGAUGAGCUGCAGCGAAGGAACCGCCAAGAGCAUGAAGAUUCAAAGAAGCAGCAGGUACCACCACCUGGUUCACAGAAAACAUGGCCUGACUCUGGUGAUAGAGCUCAGCCAGAUAAUAGAGAAACAGACAUCAGGAUGGAACCACCACCUUACCAAGCACCCCCAAAAAGAAAGCGAACUAACAAAUGGGGAGAUCCAAUUGAAGAAUAAUGUACACUUAAUGCUUAGGUGUUCAAAUUAUGGUAGUGUGCUGUAUAAAGCUGAGUUUGUCAUUAUAGCUGUUGGUACAUGAAGCAUUAGAUCUUGUUUUGUAAUUGACUGAUGUGUACACAAGAAGCAGAGAGCCCAGCUGAUGUUAUAAAAAUUGACAAUUGUUAACAGAUUCUAAGUUUAUGAUUGUGAUAAUAAGUUGCUUUGAGAACAAUAAUAGAUGAUUACAUUGGCAUGAAAGCUAUCGAUGAGAGCAAUUUAAAAGUACAGUACAUCAUUGUAUAAAAUAUAGGGCUU
Physella acuta is the source of this 5889-nucleotide messenger RNA. Its product is annotated as OCIA domain-containing protein 2-like. Lineage: Eukaryota; Metazoa; Mollusca; Gastropoda; Physidae. The record is from RefSeq and is a predicted model, not a curated record. Gene Ontology annotation, cellular component: endosome.